Messenger RNA from Sitodiplosis mosellana (orange wheat blossom midge), 771 nucleotides. RefSeq lists its product as uncharacterized. The record is from RefSeq and is a predicted model, not a curated record. Lineage: Eukaryota; Metazoa; Arthropoda; Insecta; Diptera; Cecidomyiidae. The transcript has 2 exons. Bases 121 to 669 code for a protein of 182 amino acids.
CGUCAAAAUUGUCGAAACUAAACGAGUUUCACAACAUUGUUCCUGCGAAGGUAAAUUUCUAUAAAUAUCGCUAGAUUUGUAUCAGACGCCGGUUACUUUGCAUUUGAAAUUCGUGUGAUAAUGAGUAAAUUGGCGUUUGUAUUUUUCGUGUGCGCUGUUUUGAUACAGCAACAAAUUCAAGCCGACAUCGCCCUGUCAAAAUAUCAGCCAAAUGUCAGAGAUUUUUAUUCCAAUUUGCAAGGAAUUACAUCAAAAGUGAAUUCAUUGCAAAUCGUUGAGCCAAAAAUUUGUAAUCGAUUACGAGAUCGUCUUCAGGAGAAUUUCCGAAGAUACACCGGCUAUGUGAAUGAGGAUAAAAAGAAAAUUGAAGAUACCAUUCAAAAUAGCAAGUCGGACAAAGUAAAGGAUGCGACGGAUGUUGUAAAAACCGCAUACGACACUGUUUCAAAUGAAUUCAAAAAAAUUUCCGAUGAAGCCUCAACGAUGAUUUCGGACAAAUGCAAGCAACUUGGAUCGGGUGACACACUGAAAACAAUCAGUCAGGCAGUAGCUGAUCUUAAGGUGAAACAAAAAGAAGCAGCUAAACAAUUGGCCGAUCUACCAACCAAAUAUACCGCAACAAUGCAGUCCCUUCAAGCGCCCAUCGAAGCCAUCAAUGUUAAAGUGUAACCGAAUAAUGUUGGGCAUGAUAGAAGAAAAAUUCAUUUUUUUAUUAAUGCAAUUUUUACAAUAUUGAUUGAAUCUCAGAAAAGAGAUUGUGAAUAAAGAACA